Molecule: messenger RNA, 1614 nt
Organism: Sparassis crispa
Lineage: Eukaryota; Fungi; Basidiomycota; Agaricomycetes; Polyporales; Sparassidaceae
Exons: 3
Coding region: 1-1614 (537 amino acids)
Source: RefSeq, a predicted model, not a curated record
AUGGGAAAUAAUCCUUCUCGUGCAGGCACAUAUGGAUACGACUAUGACCUUGCACAGAGAUACCCCCGCAGUGGAACCCUCUCGCGAUCGCGCACACAACGACCCCAAGAGUUCCAGUCGACCCGGCGGCGGCACCGCUCAGAAGAUUACUACCCUGAAGAGCAGGCGUACCGACCGCAACAUGCACCACAGGGUUUGGUACCCGUGUUCGCUCCUCAGCCCUUUCUUCCCGGGUACGCGCAGCCCCAAUACUUCCAGCCGCCGCCGCCGCAGAUGACCUUCGUGCAGCAGCCGGUUCCGGUGACGGCACCACCACCAGGGUUUGUCUACUCGCAGCCACAAGUAGCCGUGCAGCACGGCGUGCAACCUGCACUGGCGCAGCCUACGAUGCGCGUCCCAGUCGUGCAAGCUGCGACCAUGCAAAUGCCAGAACCUGUCAUCCCAGUGCAGUACCAGCAACAACAGACUGCUGCCCAGCCUCCCGUUAUCCCGCAGAUGCCUCCACCGCCUCCACCAGUCCAAGCACCGUCCAUGCCCUCGCCGGUCACCUUUCCUGAACCUCAGAUCUCCAAUCCCACACCACGGCCGCACUCACGACCAACCCGACUUGCGCCAGGUCAGUAUGGUCACCAAGAACACGCAACGUCGCCAUACGAUGAUUUUUAUGGUCUCUAUCCCCACAACCCGAUACCAGUACCGCCCAAAAAUUUCUUCCUAGACUCACCGUACAGAUCGAUCCUGCGCAAUCUGAAGGAAAGCGGGGAGGUCGUAGAUCCGUUCUCCAAACUGCAGAGAACCAAUUCAGUACCAAUAGGGUCCUUCCGCUCGCACAGCGGCUCGGGGGGAAGCCGUCAAGGGCGGCGCAGAGGCCUGUUGGGUGUGUUUGGCUCACGUCGGCGACAUGAUGAUGAUGACGACCAGGCCCAACAGGAGAGUGCUCCCGUCGUCGGGGGUGUGCAUGCUGGCAUGCCUACUCUGCAAGAAAUGCCAGAUGGAACAAAGGCCCUUGUCUACAGCAUCCCUCCACAGAUGGUGCAGGUCGCCGGCGCAGCGCCUGCACCAAUAGUGCCCGUGCUCACACCCAUGCCAAUGCCUGAGCCUGCUCAUAGUGCAUCGCCCAAUCCUGCUGUACGCACAGGCACACCUGCACCAUUGCGUCCGCACGCGCUGAAGAUUGACCGCCAAAACGAGCUUUCGGGACUUUUGCACUUCUCGCCGCACGGGGUGCGUUACGAGCACAAGCGAUAUCCUACAGCGUUCCAUCUGUUGGAGGCGUUCAAGUUCAUGGAAAGCCGGCCGGACAUUGCAGAGCGCAUACGAAAAUGCACCACCCCGAAUGAUGCGGCCGCGAUCGCUGCAGACAAGCAACGGCACAUCAGACCCGAUUGGGAGCACGUCGUCCUUCAGAUGAUGGACGUCGCGCUGUACCAUAAGUUCGUGCAGCAUCCAGAUCUGCGCGCUCUUUUGAUGCACACUGGUACAGCAGAGCUUGUAUAUUCGGAACUCAAUGAUCCCUUCUGGGGAGAUGGAUCCCUAGGUGAAGGGGCGAACGAGCUCGGCAAGGCAUUAAUGCGCGUGAGGGAUCGGCUGCGUACAGAGGGACUGAACACUUGA